GCCGGAUUGCAUUUCAUUCGUUUGCCGUUCGUUUUGUUCAAACUGUGUUAAUUUUAAUGAACCGAAAUAUUCGAUCGUAUUUUAUUCUUUCUCAAAAAGUUUUGAAACGCUCAAAUGGAGAGUGCUGUGUUGGUUUUUUGGAAUAUUUUUUGUUUUCCUUCCAACCGCUGUCAAAUGUGUUUUCUUUUCUUUACGUAAACAAAUGAACUACGCUUCCGCGCUGCCCGAAAAUACGAGUGAUUUACAUUUUAAUUAAACAUGCAACAUAGGUCGUCGGCAGUGGAGCUAUCUAAAGCAACUUUACGUUUGUCGUUUAUGGAGUGAAAGUGUGUUAGCCGUUCUACCGUAAACUCCACACAAUAAUGUUCCGGAAGCUUACCACAGCAUUCAACUCUCGCUGCGCACUUUCACGGUCGUUCAGUGUGUGCGAACUGUCCAAGGAACACCAACAAGUCCAGCAGCUAUGCCGUCAGUUCAGCGAGCGAGAAUUAAAACCCGCCGCAAGUGCCAUCGAUCGUAACGGAACGUUCCCGGAGCAGCACAUCGCCAAGCUGGCAGAGCUGGGGUUGAUGCGCGUUACCGUGGCGCCGCUGUAUGGUGGAUCCGGUUUGGAUAUGCUUUCCCUUUCGCUGGUAGUCGAGGAACUUUCCCGGGGAUGCGGAAGCACCGGCUCGAUAGUGUCCAUCCACAACUGCCUUUAUGCCAACCUGUUGCAUCGCCUCGGUACGGACGAUCAGAGGGCACGAUUUUUCAACAAAUACGAAAGCAAAACCAUCGGAGCGUUCGCCCUUAGUGAGGCAGGGGCUGGCUCGGACGUGGCCGCUAUGACGACCACAGCUACCAAGGAUGCCGAUGGAAGCUGGAUACUGAACGGCACAAAGGCCUGGGUAACAUCGGGCAUAGAAUCGGUGGCGGCGAUCGUAUUUGCCACCGUCGAUCCAGCGCUAAAGUAUAAGGGCAUAACGGCAUUUUUGGUUGAUUUUGACAGUGGCGCACUGGCCGGAGUGCAUCGGGGCCGCCCGGAAGACAAGCUGGGAAUUCGUGGUACAUCCACGUGCGAUUUGAUGCUGGAAAAUGUGCGUGUACCGGAAGGAAACGUUCUUGGUACCGUCGGUGGCGGUAUGCGCAUUGCGAUGGAACAGCUGGAUCGUGCACGAAUUGGCAUCGCCUCGCAGGCAAUCGGAAUAAGUCAAGCCGCCCUAGAAACGGCAGUAGAAUAUGCAAAGCAGCGUACCGCGUUCGGUGGUACACUGAUAGAUCUCCCUGCCGUGCGUACCAGAAUAGCCGAAAUGGGCACACGGAUUGAAAUGGCCCGACUGCUAGUUCGUAAAGCGGCCGGUGAGAUUGACCGUGGACUGCGCGCGACAAAGGCUUGCUCGAUGGCGAAAUGGAUCGCCGGAGAAACGGCAACGUAUGCGGCCCAUGGUUGUCAGCAAAUUUUGGGUGGCAUGGGGUACGUGAAAAGCCUGCCGGCCGAGCGGUAUUAUCGCGAUGCACGCAUUACCGAGAUAUAUGGCGGAGUGACCGACGUGCAGAAAGCGAUCGUAGCGGACCAAAUCAUCAAGGAGCUGGAAUGAUAUUGUACUCUGUUGUAGAGGUGGUGGGUAAGUGUGAGAGAGAAACACAAUUUAAUUGUGUUUUUUUACAACAAAUUUUCCAUUUACGAUUAAUGGCGAUUAAUGAAGUCUAAAAGACUUGGAGGUGUAUUUUUGAAAUAUUUUUACUACUGUAUCGUGCAAAUAUAUAAAAAAGUAUACAAGACUAAGCUGUAAUAUUCUAGCCGAAAUUAACAUAAGCAUUGGUACAUGUAGUAAUUACUGUAAUCGUCCCAGAUUUAUUGGUUGUACUUUUCUCAUUCAUUUUUGUCUUGUAACUCACAACAGGCGUAACGUGCGAUGCUUCUGAGAGUUAUCAAAUUCAUUCCAGUUUCAUAAUGUAAAGCACCUUAAUUUUCGUUGAAUUUCCUUAAUUAUUCAAUUAUAAAAGGAGUUU
This is a messenger RNA of Anopheles merus, 1992 nucleotides long. Its product is annotated as short-chain specific acyl-CoA dehydrogenase, mitochondrial-like. The transcript is spliced from 2 exons. Gene Ontology annotation, biological process: butyrate catabolic process; fatty acid beta-oxidation using acyl-CoA dehydrogenase. The record is from RefSeq and is a predicted model, not a curated record. Gene Ontology annotation, cellular component: mitochondrion. NCBI's taxonomy places the organism in Eukaryota, Metazoa, Arthropoda, Insecta, Diptera, Culicidae. Gene Ontology annotation, molecular function: flavin adenine dinucleotide binding. Bases 363 to 1577 code for a protein of 404 amino acids.